AAAGAUUUAUCUGAUGUUAAUUUUCUUGAGGCUACGUUUCCACAACUUUGAAAACGACUUCGGCCAUUGGUGCCUAAGCAAAAGUCGAAGCCAUUGAAAAUUGAACUCAACAUUAGAAUGAUGCAGGGUUUAUCAACGAUUGUUGGUAAAUAUAAAUGUUGUCAGAAAUACGAUUUUAGAAACAGUAUGAUGAUAAUGGAAGGCCAAGAGGUGAUGCAAUAUCAAUUUUUCCAUUUAAUUAAUUCGAUUAUUUAUUAAACUCUUUUGUUCAUAAAUUCCAGCCUUCCCGAUAUUAGGGCUUUGUCCCGAGCACCCCAUUUGGGAGAUUCUGCCCCGAUCUCAUUAGAAUCAAUCGCAUUACGUUAUAUAAGGUAAAAAACAAAACCAGUAAAUUGAUUAAAUCAUCAAAAAGCUUUAUUCUGAUAUAAAGGGUAAGGUUGUAUUGUACAAGGUGAUAAAAUUGCUUCAAUGACUGAAUUUUCCAGCAAACUAGAGGCAUCAAAAUUUGAAAAUUUCUUCACCCUUCCGCAGCAAACAUGUUACCGCCUUUGGUAAUAAUAUAUUAAGUGUGCUUGUUUAUUGCUUCCGUCGAAAAAUCUUAAAAACCUUACGAAACCUCAUGCAAUCUUAUAUUUUAGCUUAUCCCUUUAAUUCCUUAUCCAGAUGUACAUCUGGAUAAGACCACGUGACCGAUACCCUAGCCGAAAAUAUUUUAUUUUGGAGCUCCAAGGCAACAUACCCUCCUUAACUUAUGCUAAAAUUGCUCAAAUAUGAUUGGACAGUUAGAAAAUUAUACUUAUUUGAUUAAUUUAUGCGCUUCUUUCGUAUAAAUAUCCCAGACAACGUGGGCCUGUAACCGCCAUCUUGACUGAUCUUGUUGCGUAUGUCGUGAAUGAGGCGUGUUUUUCAAAAUUGAUUUUAAAAUGGAUAAUGAGAACGGACUUGACUCAGAAGAUGAAUUUGAGAUCGACUGUGCCUUAUUAAGUGGUAGAGAGGUAGAAAUUCGGUUUGUAGCACCGCUGACGGAAAGAGUGGACGAACCAAGACGAAGGAAGCCCCGCAGGAAGCGACAAAGAGAAGAAAAUCCUGAAACUUCGAAUGAGAGUGGAUCGCAGAGUCUGGCUGGUUCAGGACAUCCAGUUGAGUUGGACGAUGAGUUGGACGGAGCUGUAGUAGUCGAUGAGAUCCAUGACGAGUCAGAAGUUAGUGAAGAGGAGUAUCAGGAUAGUGAUUGUAGUUUGGCAGAGUCUCUAGGCUACACAGGUGAUAGGGAACAGAAAUGGCUUCCACCACAUAAUGUAAGCAGUGUUGGCCCAAAAGUAGUUUGGGCGAGAGGCAGUGCCCCAUGUAGAGCCUUAGACUUUUUCUUGCUUUUUUUUUCUUUUUCUUGCUUUUUUUUUCUUUUGAUCUGAUGGGAACCAUAAUUGAAAACCCAAACAUUUAUGCUGUGUAUGGUCAAGGAAUAGGUCAAAGCUACAUGUCCCAGGACCAUGGUUGCCAUGUGUGGAGACCCAUUGAUUUGAUGGAAUUUAGGAGAUUUCUUGCCUGUCUAUUUUAUAUGGGUAUUGUUAAGGCCCCUGCUAGGCGUAACUACUGGCAGAAUGAUAAGCUUUUUUCUGGUCUUCUUGGGUCAAUGUUUAUUCCAACAUUUUCUAGGUAUUGUGGAAUACUUGCUGCCCUUCAUUGUGUAAGCCCUGAGACAGAGGACAAAAGUGAUCCUUUAGGAAAAAUAAGGAAUUUCUAUGACCAUAUGCGAAGUCGCUGUAAGGAACUUUUUACUCCUGGUAAAUGUGUGUCAAUAGAUGAACGUAUGGUUAAGUCUAAGGGUAGGUUCUUCUUCAAACAAUAUAUAAUGAAUAAGCCCACUAAAUGGGGUUUCAAACUUUGGGUUCUAGCUGAUUCUGCUACAGGCUACAAUUGGGAUAUGGUGGUUUACACUGGUAAAAGCAGAAAGGAUGAUUGGGAUGAUUUCAGUGUUGUUGAUAAUAGUUUUGAAGGGAUAGAAAGAGGACUUGGUAGAGCUAAGGCUUUUAAUGAAAACCCCAAUCCAGAAAAUGCAGGAAAUCUCAUCAACCAAUUAGCUGCCAGAGUUGUUAUUAAUUUAACAAAACCUCUGGUAAACAGGGGGUAUGUUCUUUUUGCUGAUAACUUUUAUUGCAGUGUCCCAUUGUUCCAAUAUUUGACUUCAGUUGGUAUAAAUGCUGUUGGUACUGUAAGGGAAAAUUCCUCCUCUUUUCCUGAGGUAAUGAAAAAUAGGCAGUCUUGGGGGAAGAAACUUGAUCGAGGAACAAUAAGGUAUAUUAGAAAUGGGGAAAAGCCGAAUGAUGUGUUGCUUGUACAGUGGGUUGAUAGGAAUGUUGUCUCUGUUCUCUCCACCUACCAUUCUGCCAAUGAUUAUGAUUAUUGUACAAGGAAUACAAAGGUUGAUGGAAUUCAUAAAAAGGUUAAGGUUUUGAGGCCUAAAUGCAUUUCAGAUUAUAAUAAAGAUAUGAAUGGUGUAGAUUUAUCUGAUCAGAUGUACCAUAUGUAUUCUGUUCAAUAUAGGACUAAAAAGUUUUGGAAAACAUUAUUCUUUCAUUUUGUUGAUAUUUGUGCUUGGGAUGCAUAUGUGUUUUGGAGAGAGCUUAGAAACCCAACCCCUGAGCAGAAAAUGCCUAAGAACUAUUCUUUUCUUGAUUUUAAAAAGGAUUUAGCCCUUCAGCUUGCUUUUGUUGAGCAGAAAGCCAUUAGAGCAGAACCAGAGGUCAGAUCAUUUGCAGAUUUAGGUACUAAAGCUAGUAAUGUAGAGGACUUCAUCUGUAAGGCAACAGCUCAUGCAGUAAAUAGUGCAAAGCGAAGAUCAGCAACUUUGAAGAAGGCAGUUAGUAAAAAGGAAUUGUGGCAGAAUAGAUUAGAGAAAGGGCAUUUGCCGGUGAAGCUUGAGAAACACCAAGUUUGCAAAGUUUGCUCAGUUAUGAAGUCAGUGCAUAGCAUAGAUCAAAGUUAUAGAGCAAAAACCUCAUCAUUUUGCUGUGUUGUAUGUGAUAUCCCUUUGUGUAUUGGAGAAAGAAACUGCUUCUUGCUUUUCCAUUCCCCAGAGUUUGAGCAGUACAAGGAAGCUUUCCUAAGUUACAGUCGUGAUCGCUAGAUUAGUUGUUGUUUUUGGUAAAUUCAUGUAGACUAGAUAGAGAAAAAGCAAAAAAAAGUAAAAAAUAAAAAAGCAUAAAAAGUAAAAAAGAACAUUUGGUUAAAAUUACAAUCUUUUCUCUCCAAGAUUUUGUGUUUUUUACUUGUUUUCUUUCUCUUAAAAGUCGAAAUCGAAAUUGCACUUGCCAAAUUGAAUUGAAUUGUUUUAGACCCAUUGUUGCAUAUUAAUUAAUUAAAAAAAGACUGUUCAAGAAAAAUGAUUGAUAUUUCAACUCAGUGUGCUAAGACUAUGACAAAAUACAUUAUUGAAAGAAAAAAGUAGUUAAGUGUUUUAUUAUUGAAGAUAAUUGACCUUAAUUAAAAAAGUUAUUUUCUGUUAUAUUCAAUUAUGCAAAUUGGAUGCUAAUUAAUGUCCAAUUAUAAUAUAAUUUUGACAUAAUAAGAUCAUUUGCAUAAAAUACAGCUAUUGAUGAUUACUUGGGCAAAAGAUCAUCCAGUUAUCUUGAAAAAUCAAUUUUUGCUGAAUUUUUAGAUAAAGUAGGCAAAAAUCCUAAAAUUCUGUCAAUAACGAAAGGGUUAUGCUAUCUAUAACUCAUCGCUGAGAACAUUAUAUUGUAAAACGAAAAUAUAUAACUUCAUGUGUAAUUUUUAAUUAUGAUGUAACUAAAAAAACAGAAAGACAAUAAUAUCGAAACUUAAAUGACGUCCAUUGCGACGAAGACAGAUUUUCAAAAAUUAAUAAAAAGGAGGGAGGGUCUCUGCAGAUUUUGGCACUAGACACGCCCCUGUUUGCAAUGACGGAAAAAGAAAUUCAAAGUGUCAUAUUUGGGUCAAAAAACGCAAAAAGUAUCUGCGUAGGAAAACAGAACGACGUUGGUAGGGUUGGGAAAGAACGAAUAGCGAGCAUGUUGCGAGACCCAUUUUAUAAAGGACAAAUGCUUUUUGAGAUUAACUCUGUAGAGUCUCCUUUACAAAUCCUUGAUAUCAAGCUUGAUUAGUUAAGCCAUCUUUUUUAGUUAUUUUAGUUGUAAUUUAUUUUUAAAUAUUUUAUACAUUACCGGAGCUUUAAUCAUGUUUCCAAAUCUUUUUUUUAAUCUCCAGUCAAGUCUUCACUAACAUUUCUUUGUAAAGUCAGGUCAUUUGGUUAAAUCAAAAUAUUCUUCAGAAGAGUUACAAUAUUUUUAUCGACAAAUUCUUGUACA
This is a messenger RNA of Rhopilema esculentum, 4328 nucleotides long. Lineage: Eukaryota; Metazoa; Cnidaria; Scyphozoa; Rhizostomeae; Rhizostomatidae. The record is from RefSeq and is a predicted model, not a curated record.